Molecule: messenger RNA, 2115 nt
Organism: Fusarium coffeatum
Lineage: Eukaryota; Fungi; Ascomycota; Sordariomycetes; Hypocreales; Nectriaceae
Exons: 1
Coding region: 1-2115 (704 amino acids)
Cellular component (GO): nucleus
Source: RefSeq, a predicted model, not a curated record
AUGGCGAGACUGGCUGGUGCUUGUCUCUCCAGUGACGAUGAUCUCCCUGACCUGAAGACCCUACUUCAGAAACCCAGCACCAGAGCAACGAAGAAGACGACUAAGUCGGCACCCUCAACUACCGCUGCCCGUGCUCCUAAAGCCACAAUCAACUCCGAAUCCCGCCGUGUCCGACGUCUCGGGGAGCCAAAUCAAGUCACAGCCAAUCCUCUCUUCCAAAAAUGGAACUUGGAACAAGAGGAAAACAUCAGGGAACGAGGCACCAAGGCUCGAGCAAAAAGUUCGACAAGGUCAUCACGAGAAACAAUUCCUGGCUCCCAGACGGAAAUGAAGUCUGUUUCUGACUCCGAAGAUGAGGGUUUUAUCCCACAUGUUCGCCAGCAACCUAGCAGACGGAGAAAUCGAAGGAUUGUAGAAGACUCUGAUGAUAGCGAGGGUGGCAGCGAAGAGGGUUCCAGCUCUGAGAAGGAGACUGUGUUAACAAGAGUCCGACGACUUCAAAAGGCCAAGACGAGUAAAAUCACAAUGCCCAGUACGGACGCCAAAAAGCAAACCUCAAAAAUUGACUUGACAAAGUCCAAAGCGUUGCUGUUCGCACGCGAGAUUGACAGUGAGAUCGAUAGUGGAACUGACACGGAGGUGAACCAUGAGGAGGAACAAGCCGAUGAGCCCAGUGUCUAUCAGACUGCGGAUGAGAUUUCCGACUCUGUUUCUGAGCCUGACUGGCUGAGCGAAUCUCCUGAUGUGCUGGCGAGAAAAGGGACGAGACAAGUCAGCAACCCACUACCAAGUACUACUGGCACGAGGACUCGUGUGCCUUCGAUCAAGAAUGUACCAGCUCUUGUACCAAAAGCAUCUGGCCGUGCUACAGAUGUCAACAGCAUAGUCCGCGAUAUCACGAAGAAGACAGCAUCGGACAAGGAGGUUACUGCAUCUCGCAAAACUAGCAAGGGCACCCGACAAGGCGUUCCAGGCACAAGCACAGCCUCCGACCUUGCAGAUACACUAUCCAAACUACGACUUCAACUCGAAGACUUCUCAGAUGAGGAUAGUAAGCUAUCGAGCAAGGAUCAGUUCACCACACCCCCUACUACGCCACCUAGAGGCACGAAGUCCAAGGGCCUAGCAUCCCCGAACAAAAAGAUUGUUAUACCCAAGACACCUCAUCGCCCGAGCAUGGACGCUUUCUGGAAUCAGGAUUUCGUCAACGAUUGGAAUGAUCAACAUUCACCACGCAAGCUUAUGCUCCCUCCCGUCACCAAGAGUCCCAGUAAGACGAGUCCCAAGAAGGAUCCCAAAAAGGAAACCAAGAAGUCCUUCGCUGCUAGGAAACACGCCCUGGCCGAGAGUUUCCUGCUUGAACUGGAUGACAAGAUCACACAGGGCAAGAUUGCUGAACUUGCUGAGUCCACUGGUGGUGUAAAGCUUGUAUGGACAAAGACCCUCAACACUACAGCUGGUCGAGCAAGCUGGCGUCGCGAGACUACCCGAACUACGCGAAAGGCUGACGGCGAGCAACUAGCUGUGACCUACAAGCAUCAUGCCUCGAUCGAGCUCGCUGAAAAGGUCAUCGAUGAUGAGCACCGCCUCCUCAACGUGAUGGCCCACGAGUUCUGUCAUCUUGCCAAUUUCAUGGUCAGCGGCAUCACAACGAAUCCCCACGGUCGUGAGUUCAAAAUUUGGGCGGCGAAAUGCUCAUCUGUAUUCGGUGAUCGUGGAAUCGAAGUGACAACCAAGCACAGCUACGAUAUUGACUUCAAGUAUGUGUGGGAGUGCGAUGAGUGCGGAACCGAGUUCAAGCGACACUCGAAGAGCAUCGACCCGAAACGACAUCGAUGCGGUAGCUGCAAGGGACUCUUGAAACAGACGAGACCGGCGCCCAGAGGAGCAGCGGCAGGGAAAGCCCCAAGCCGAUAUCAGACAUUUGUCAAGGAGCAGAUGGCUAUCGUACGGGCAGAGAAUCCUGGGAGUCCGCAAAAGGUCGUGAUGAAGCUCAUUGCGGAGAAGUGGGCGAAGCAAGAGGGCGGGAAGGCUGGGGGCAAAGCUCCUAGCAAAUUGGGAAUUGAGAGCGUUACUGAGAAGCUGGUUGAUUUGACUAUUGAAGGCCAAGCAUGA